Messenger RNA from Gigantopelta aegis, 4139 nucleotides. Its product is annotated as nuclear receptor coactivator 5-like. Gene Ontology annotation, molecular function: RNA binding. The record is from RefSeq and is a predicted model, not a curated record. The transcript has 10 exons. The coding region runs from base 130 to 2133 and encodes 667 amino acids. Lineage: Eukaryota; Metazoa; Mollusca; Gastropoda; Neomphalida; Peltospiridae.
AUCAAAACUAUUUUAACAUUUUAUCAGUUUUCCAAGAGGCAGACUUAAGAAGAAAAAGGGAAGAAAGAAUAGCAAGAUUUUGUUUGUCCCUCGUGGCAACAACCACUAGAGAGUGUUUUGUUACAUAAAAUGCCCUCACCAAGUCGCAAGCGAUACAGAGUCCGAAAAAGCAGCAGCAGUUCAUCAAGCAGUUCAGAGAGGUCCCUCCAGAGAACUCAGAAGCCGCAUUCUCGGUCUCCGGUGCAUUCUGGUCACAUUAAGUCACUUCCUCAGCACAGUCAAUCCACGAGUGGGUCGAGAAGUCGCAGGCACAGUCGUUCCACAAGUCGAUCGAGAAGUCGAAAACACAGUGGGUCAAGAGGUCGGAGACACAGUCGGUCGUCAAGUCGAUCAAGAAGUCGGCUUCGCAGUCGCUCCAGUGAACGGCACUCAAAAAUGUCUUCAGAUAAGCACGCUCGAACUGAGGCACCAGUACGCCCCAUUGUAAGUGAGAAGGCAGAAUUCCUCAAUGCUCGAGUUUUUGUUGGGCAUCUGCCGUCGGACCGCAUCUCUAAUGAGGAAUUUCAGCAACAUUUUAGUCGCUAUGGAAAGAUAAUAGAUAGUGUUGUCCAUUCAAAAGGUUAUGGAUUUGUUCAAUUUUUGAAUGAAUAUGAUGCCUUGAAAGCUGUGUCUAUGGAAAAGGAUGCCUUGUUAAAAGGCAAUGUGAUUGACGUCAAAAUGGCAGCUGAAGGGCGUCGUGACAGGCGUGAUGGUCCUCCACCUGUUCGAGACCGACGCUCCCCACCACCAUUUGAUCGAGGAUCUUCAGCUGGAUACCCUCCCUUACCACCAGCUGCAGUCACUCGGGAUCGCUCACCAGUCCGAGACCCGUACAUUGACCGAUACCGAGACCCUUUCAGAGAUGGGCGGUACCCACCACGCGAGCCACUGGCACCACGAGCACCCAGAGACCCACUGCUUCCGAGACGGGAUGAUCCAUACUAUGACGACCCCUACCGACGCCCACCACCUGCAGAUCCGUACUAUGACCGCUAUAGAGACGACCCCUACAGACGUGAUCCCUAUGCUGAUCCUUACCCUCGUGAACCUUAUCCUUCCACCUACCGUGAUCCCGUUCUACCACCACUGAAGACAGAAUGUAUGAUUGUUUUGAUGAAUUCCACUCUUAGACAGUACGGACUAAGUAUAGAGGCACGCCUCAAGCAGUUUGGUGUUGUCACCGAUAUUACUGUGAUUCCCGAGGACCGCACUCUCCAACAGCAGAUUGAAGAGAUCUCGCGACGCGGGGGAAUCUUUGCUAUCAUCGUCAACAGUCAGAACGAGGUGCACAGGUCCAUCACCCUGAACAUCCUGUACGGGACACCACAGGAACACAGGAACAUGCCUUUCGAAGAUGCGUUGACCCUAAUAAGUAGCAGCUUUAAAAAAUACCUUCAAAACAUGCGGGAGAAAGAAGUGGCAGCAGCGCCAGUCGUCGUCGUCGAAAAGGACAGUGCAGCUACAAUCGUAAAGGCGUUCCUCCCGCCAUCAAAAGACGUUUCAUAUUUGUUAAAUUUACUGGCGGAUAAUCGCCCGCUGACUGUGGAGGAACUGGAUAAAGUUAUCUUUUAUUUGCGUGAACGUCGGGACAAGAUUCUGGAAGCUGAAGGGCGACCUAAAGUGGCCACAGAAGCUGUUUCUGCUUAUGGAGACGUGAGGCCAAAUGAGUCGGCAAUUCAACAGCAGGAGCUUCAGAGCAAGAUCCUCAGCAUGCUGAAUCAGAACGGGACGGGAAGUGUAUCUGUGGCCAGCGUGCGGCCGAGCAUGGGGACUGUGCAGUCGCCCCAGGCAGUGGCGGGAAUCGUCCAGUCGCCUGUCCAGACGGCCACAUCACAGUCCAACGCCACUCUCAUCAACUUUGACAACCCCAGCGUUCAGAAGGCACUGGAUAACCUCAUACAAAGCGGCCCCAACCUGCUGCGUAACAUUAGCGGGUCGAGUCAGGGUCAGCCACCUGUCGGUACCAGUUCCCAGUCGUUGACCUCGUCCAGACCUGGUAGUGGGGGUCUAGUGUCCGCCUAUAACCAGGGGUAUGGGGCACCCCCUUCCAGACCGAGCCUGCUGCCACCACAGCAGAGCAUGCCACGAUAUUAACAAGCUUGAGUUGACUUAUUUUGUGUCGGUCUCACAUUUAGUAAGAGAAGGUACAUGGGGACCAGCUGCCUUUGUCCUGCAGAUUGUUAAUUUUGUUGAUCCCAAAGACUCAAUGUCUAGAUAAAGAUGAUUUUAAAUAAUGGUCUUAGCAGAAUUAGCAUUAAUUGUCAUCUGGUUAGAUAGGAAAAGACUUAUUGAAUUAGGAGUUUCCAGAAAGAGGUGCAGAGAACACAUUAUUUUUAGGAAUAUCAUACAGUAAGAGAUGUUACAGAUUGGCAAUCCCAGUCAGUGUGAGCGGGUGGGUAUUACUAGCACAUAGACAAACUCUUGUGGUUUGGAUAAGCAUUCUGAUUUUAAUAUUAUUGGCAAAUUCUUAUUAAUAUUAUUUUUUCUUCAAAAUGUGAAUACAAAUCUGGGCCAGAGAAUUUUGAAUAAAAACAUAUGUUUGCUAUUGGAUGAGGUACCGAUUUAACAAAAAGUCUAAUAUUGAAUAUUGUAGUUAAAAGAGACCCUGGACGGAAAAAAGAAAGAAAAAAAAAGGCAUUUAGACAAGCUCAUAAAAUAUUAGUAAUUUGGAGAGAUUUUGCUUUGAAAAUCUGCUCCCAAAUUCAAGUUUCAUUUAGCCAAACAGCAAAAAUGACUACAUCUAAAACAACAGACAAUUUUUUAAUUAGUUUUUUGGCAACUUGUUUUUAAAAAAGUAUUUGCCAAAUUCAAUUUUAAUUUUCAUUUGGCGAUUAGGUGAGCAACAGCUUAAACCCUGAUAACCCCGGAAAGCAACCUUGUAUGUUGUUAAAACUGGCAGUAUAAGUACAUUAUAAAUCAUUAUGUUUAUUGACUGUUCUUGCCAGUACUGCUCUAAUGGGCCUUUUACUUAGGAUGGGAUGUUGCCACUUUAUUGUUGUAAUAUGUAACAUGACGUAUAUAUAUAUAUAUAUAUGUGUGUGUGUGUGUCACAGAGAAAUACUUGAAAUAUUUGCCGAAACAUUCAUGUUUUCAUUAUGUGGAAAUAUAACAUGUACAUAAAAGUUGCAAUUGUAGAAAUAUGCAUCAUGUUCAUCCUCUUGUGUUGAUUGAUGAAAUAAAAAUAAAUGAUUGCACAAUGUUUGUUUAUUUUGGCAGAGGAGGAUAACGUAAAUGAGUAGAAAAGUAAUUAAUAUUUUAAAGGAAAAAUACUAGAAUAGUUUUGAUCAGUUAAAACAUUAAAAUGGUGAAUCAUUUUGAAAGGUCAAAUCUCUUUGAUCUAGCAUUGGUUCUUUCAUUGUACAUUUCAUCAUUGUCAAAUUGCUGAUAUUUACGUGUUGUGUUUUUUAUAAGUUAACAGCAUUUUUUAUUAUUAUUAAAAGUGUGACAAUACAAACUUAGAAUUUUUGUGUGUCAUAUUAGCAUUUCAUUACAGUAAUUUACACUUGGCAGUACUCACAAUUUAUGUUUUUAAAAGUUUAUUACUGCUGGAUACAUAAGACAUACGGAAGUUAGGUCAUAUGUUUACUCUAGCUGCACUUGUGAAAAUUGUACUGUUGCUAGGCCUCAUUUUUCUUCAUAAUCUACUCAAAUCCAUUUGGAAAUAUACAGGAAGAUAGUGAUUUUUAAAAUGAUUUUUUUCUCGUUUUUUUCCCCCGAAUGCUUUUAAAGACAAGUUGAAGAAUCAGUUGAAUUUGCAUUAUUUUUAUCUACAGAAUUCCCCUGCAAAGUCAGUCACUAGCUACUUCCUGAAUGCACUUCACUGUUGUAAUCAGGGGAGUUAAAAGUUACAUGUCCACUUGUGUGCUGUCGGAAACGUUUCACUACCUACCAUUAGUUUAUCUGGUCGGUAAAAACGUAUCUGGAGUUGUACGCCAGACCACACACCACACAGGAUAAAUGGUGUUGCAUCCAUGUCCACUCUUUGUUGUUUUUUUAGUCUAAUUGAGCUUUCUGUGUUUUGUUAAUGAUGCUGUAUAUUUGCAAAAUACAUAUUAGUUGAUAACUAAAUGUUGUUGAAUAAAGAAACACAUUUUGUUCUU